UUGUCUCCACAGGACUUUCAAGAACACGCUAGAAAAUGAGUAGAUAUAAUACUGUAACACCAGUACUCAGGGCAAGCAAGAGAAUUUGGAAUAUCUACUCAAGUUAUUAUACAAAAUGUACUCAGUCCAAGUUAUUAAAACCUAUUGGAGCAACGUAUAGAGCACAACUUAAUCUCACAGAUACCCAGAAACCAACUGUGGUAAUGACUGAUAGAUUUCCUUCUCAGUUGUAUUUGUGCAGAAGCUUUUGCAGAUCAUCCAGCAUGGGGUCUCAACAUGAAUUGCCUCUUGACACACCAAUAUUGUAUUUGAAAAGUGAAGAAGCCUUUGCAGGGCUAACAGCCAGAGAGCGGCGAUAUGCUCAUCAUCUUUCACGAGCUUCAUGGUGGGGAGGGUUCAUUGUACUGUGUCAGACCUCGCCUGAAAGCUCGACAAUCUUCAGCCUCCUGACACGUCUACUGCGAUCCCAACCAAUUGACACCCUUAAGGAGAUUGCAAUUGAAAAGGCAGACUUCUCAGAAGAUGAGUUUAAGUCUCUUCUGAUUUACUAUUCAGGAUUGGUGUACAACCUUGGCAAUUAUCUAGGGUUUGGGGACAGGAAGUUUGUUCCAAGUGUUAAUCGUGAAAAACUUGAAGCUUUGCUUAAAGCUUCUAAAGCUAACUUAGAAGCUCCUGAUGUAAUACAAGAAUACAUGAACCAAGCUUUAGGACCAAUGUACAGUCUGGAAGAGAACAAAAGAUUCCUUGGAAUGCCACCAAAUGUAACAAUGUAUUUUACACCAAACUGCACUCAAGAUGAUGCUAAUCUAGCAAAAGAGUACAUGGCUUCCAGAAAUCUUGAAGCUUGGAAUUGCCGUUUAUUGAAAUAUGAAGAAAAUGGCCAUGUUGUUUAUGACAUUCGCUUAGCAUCAGUUGAGCAGGGAAGUGCUGAGGGCAUAACUGUUGUCAGUGAUGAUUAUGAAGGACACAAAUUCAGAAUAAGCCGUGGCGAUUACUCUUUCUUUUUGAAGAAGAUGUGUGAGGAACUCCAACUGGCUAAAGAAUACACGGCCAAUGAAAGUGAAGUACACAUGCUUGAUAAAUAUAUUGAAAGUUUCACAAAAGGAUCAGUACAAGCUCACAAAGAUGGUUCUGCAUUUUGGGUAAAGAAUAAGUCUCCUGCUGUGGAAACUUACAUGGGAUUCAUUGAAGUGUACAGAGAUCCUACAAACCAACGUGCUGAAUUUGAAUCCUUUGUUGCAGUAGUUAAUAGAGAGCAAUCUCGAAAAUUUGAUACUCUAGUUGCCAGAGCAGAGAAGGAAUUUUUGCCUCUCUUACCUUGGGGAAAAGAUUUUGAAGAGGAUGUAUUUAUGAGGCCAGACUUUUCAUCAUUGGACAUUUUGACCUUUGCAUCAUCCGGCCUGCCAAUUGGUAUCAAUAUUCCAAAUUACAAAGAUGUAAAAGAAGAGCAGGGUUUCAAAAAUGUAAGCUUAACAAAUGUGAUGGCUGCUCGUACUGGAAUAAAAGGGGGCCCAUUCCUUUCAGAUGCUGAUCAUCUUUUGAGAGAAAAACAUGGGGCUAUGAGUUUGGAGAUACAGGUGGGUCUUCAUGAACUUUUAGGUCAUGGAUGUGGAAAGUUUUUGAGGCGUAAGGAUGAUGGAAAACUCAAUUUUGAACCUAGUAAAAUCAAAAAUCCAUUUACAGGAGGGGAAGUGUCAUUUUAUGAAAAAGGGGAAAACUUCAACUCAAAAUUCACAAAUUUGGCAAGUGCUUACGAGGAAUGUAGAGCAGAAACAGUUGCAUUGUAUUUAGGAUUGGUUGAUGAUAUUCUGGAUGUAUUUGGUGUGGUACCUGAUGAUCGUGAAGACCUCAAAUAUGUGUCUUGGUUAGAUAUGAUGUAUGCAGGCAUUAGGGGCUUAGAAAUGUAUCAGCCCAGUCAGGGGAAGUGGGGCCAGGCUCAUUCUCAGGCCAGAUAUGUCAUUUUAAGAGUAGCACUAGAGGCUGGUGAAGGAUUAGUCAGUGUGAAAGAAACAACUGGAGAUGAUGGUCUACCAGAUCUCUUACUCACUUUAGACCGAUCCAAAAUAUACACUGUUGGCCGUCAGGCAAUGGGAGAGUUUUUGAAAAAGCUUCAGGUUUACAGGUCUAUGGGUGAUGCAGAUGCUGGAAGAGCCAUGUUUGAGAAGUAUUCAGAGGUACCCUCGGAAGGCCCCUUCCCAUUUGCCAAGUGGCAUGAGAUUGUGGUGAGAAAACGCCGCCCUCGCAUGAUUCUUGCAAUGCCAAAUACUCGUGUAGUUGGAGAAGAUGUGGAGUUACAAUCUUAUCCUGAGGCAGUAGAUUGUGUAGCCAAAUCUUGGAUUGAACGUUUCAGUCCUGAGGAGUUUGAGGUUAUUGAAUCUGCACUCACUAAGUACAUUGGUAGUUGGACCAAAUAAGUAUUAUAUAAAAACCAUGCAAAGGUGACUGGUAUUUCUGGUGAGUUACACCAUUGUUUUAAGAUAAUCACUGCUUGCAUUCAAAAACUGUUGUAUUCUAAGGAAGGAGAUUAGACAUAUUUGAUUGUGAAAUAAUUUCCCUUUUGUACUGUAAUUGCAGUUGCUCAUAUAAUUAUUACUCCAGUGAAUAAUUCAUCUAUGUAAUUAUGCAAUUGUUUAUUGAAAAUAAACUUUGUAAAAUUGUUUCAAUAAAUUUAUACAAAAA
Molecule: messenger RNA, 2679 nt
Organism: Penaeus indicus
Lineage: Eukaryota; Metazoa; Arthropoda; Malacostraca; Decapoda; Penaeidae
Gene: DppIII
Product: dipeptidyl peptidase 3-like
Exons: 2
Coding region: 36-2414 (792 amino acids)
Biological process (GO): proteolysis
Cellular component (GO): cytoplasm
Molecular function (GO): dipeptidyl-peptidase activity; metalloexopeptidase activity
Source: RefSeq, a predicted model, not a curated record